ACACCCCUCCCUUUUUUCCCCCUUGCUGGAUUUCCAUCCCAACAUCUGUCUGCAGAGCAGAGGGCAAAGAGGCACGCCGCGGAGGAGGAGCCCUCCCGUUCUCUGUACACCUCCUCGUCCAACAAAAGAUCUUCGAUAAGUGUCGUCAAGAUCGAAGGCCAUGGAAUAAAAGGGACUCUUGGAACAUUUUGUGUCGUAAUAAGCAGGAUAUGUGACUUUUUCCUGAUCCUGUGGGGGUGACGGAAAUCAUCAGAAUGAUCUCUGCGAAGGAAAGGCAGAAGAGGAAACUCUCCAAGGACAGCAUGACUUUGCUUCCCUGCUUCUACUUUGUUGAGCUCCCCAUUGUGGCUUCAUCGAUCGUUACCCUUUACUUCCUGGAACUGACGGACCUGUUCAGACCCGCGAAGGUGGGCUUCCAGUGCUAUGACCGAGCACUCAGCAUGCCCUACGUGGAACCCAGUGAGGAACUUAUCCCAUUACUGAUGCUCCUCAGCUUGGCAUUUGCUGGUCCAGCGGCCUCUAUUAUGAUUGGCGAAGGGAUUGUCUACUGCUGCCAGUCAAAACUGAAGAAUAAAGAACGUUCUGAAGGCAGCAUUAACGCAGGUGGCUGCAACUUCAACUCCUUCCUGAGGCGCACCGUAAGGUUUGUUGGUGUCCACGUCUUUGGACUCUGCGCCACAGCCCUUGUGACCGACAUCAUUCAGCUGGCGACUGGCUACCACGCCCCCUUCUUCCUCACCGUGUGCAAGCCAAACUACACCCAGCAUGGUAUCUCCUGCGACCACAACCCUUACAUUACCAAGGAUAUCUGCUCCGGCUCAGACCAUCACGCCAUUGUGUCUGCAAGGAAGAGCUUCCCGUCCCAACAUGCCACAAUCUCCGCCUUUGCCGCAGUUUACAUCUCGAUGUACUUUAACUCCACGAUAUCUGACUGCACCAAGCUGCUGAAGCCAGUUCUGGUGUUUGCCUUUGCAAUUGCUGCAGGAAUCUGUGGCCUGACCCAGAUCACUCAGUACAGAAGCCACCCGCUGGAUGUGUACGUGGGCUUCAUCAUUGGGGCGGGGAUCGCUGCAUAUCUGGGGUUUCACGCGGUGGGGAACUUCAAGGCAUCGGAGGAUACCUCUCCCAGCAGACCUUCUCCGAAGAGUGGGCUGAGGCCCCUGACACACCUCCGCCACGACUCGGUCUAUCAGCAGAGCAAAUCCCUCAGCACGGACGAGCUGAACCCACAGCCCAGGCUCGAUGGGUUGGAGCAGCAGCUGGCGCAGAGAGAGAAGAAUUCCCUGAACAGCCUGAAGCGGGCGAGUGUCGACGUGGAACUGCUGGCGCCACGCAGCCCAAUGGGGAAGGAGAACAUGGUGACCUUCAGCAACACCCUGCCCCGCGUCAACACCCCCAACCUGGAUGAGGCUGCCCGCCGUCACAUGACCAUCCACGUCUCCAUGGAUGCCUCUCGGUCCAAGCAGCUGAUUUCCCAGUGGAAGCAAAAGUCAAUCGAUGGCAUGUCGCUGGAUCACGACCCAGCCAUCAGCCAGUCGCAGCCCCAGAUGCGGGCAGCUUUGGAGCUGAGAGGUGCGGGCUUCGACCAAGAGGACGCUGCCCCCUCAUCUCUCUAUCCCACGGUGCAGGCCAGGAGCUCGGAGAGAGGCGGCGGUGCCCGGGUCCUGAUCCAGUCGAGGCCUGGGCCAUCCCAGCUGGUUCACAUCCCCGAGGAGACCCAAGGGAAUGCCAGCACCUCCCCCAAGAGUAACUCAGCUCGGGCCAAGUGGAUGCUCAUGGCAGAGAAGGGAGGAGUGCCGCGACCCAACAACCAGCCCCGCAUCAUGCAGGUCAUUGCAAUGUCGAAGCAGCAAGGCAUGAUAACCGUGACCCCAAAACACUCCGAGGGCUCCAGCAGCUCUGAGUCCUCCCACUACAAAUCUCCCUCUGACCGUGACUCUUCCAGCAUCGUCACCGUUGAUGCCCACGGAUCCCAUCCGGUCGUGCAUGUUUCCUCCGGGAAUGGUGGUGGACCCUGGGAAUGGAAGUCCCCUCAGGGCAGCAUGGACAUCCACGAGGCUUACGAACUCAAUGACCUGAACCGGGACUACAGGAGCUACAGAUCGGCCAAGCCGAACGGCAACUCUCCCGGUUCCUCUGCCAGCGACCUGGAACAGGAGGACACGCGCUUCUGCAGCGUCGCCACCAUCAACGUCACCGGGGCCGAGAGGAGCGAAACCAAUUCGGAUACGCUGACCAUUGGCUCGAGCCAGGACUCGACGCUCAGGAGAAAGCCCAACACUGUUUAUCUGGGGGAGCGGGAAUACCACGCUGAUGGCGAGCAGGAUGCUUACUUGAAGAAACUUCAAGCUAACAGGAGAUUCAAAGACUAGACUGGUCCUUUUGAAAUGGAGUGACAACUCUUGUUCUGAACCACUCGGAGCAGUAACUCCCUGCAGUUCCAAACUGUUUGGAAUUGGUUAUAGAUGUAACGCUUUUGUUCCCACAUGAAACCUGACAGGAACAGUUGCCUUGGAUUUCCUGCUAUCAGAUCUUUACAGAUGAUAAUUCAAAGUCCUCUUCAAAAUCGAUUUCUUUAUAGUUUUUCCCUUCAAACAAAAGACAUGCUAAAGGCUAGAAGUAGAGACCAAGGUCAAAUAAUCCAACCUUCCGGGAUAUUGGUUAGACAUUAUCUGGAAAGAAUUGCAUUUAAUAGCACCUUUCAUGACUCAAGGACUGGACCAUGGCUAAUUAGUGACUUAAGAGGCCUGGAUAUUAUGGUUUGUUUAAACUCGCAUGAUAUUUGUGUUUUUAUCGACUUCGGGGUUUUGGAUUUGUUGCCCAGCAUUUAAGUUGUGGUUUUAAAUUAGUCAUGGCUGAGGAAAUGAGAAAUGAAAUUUGUGUAAUUUGUAGUUCACCUGAUGGUGUAAUUUGUUUUACCGUAGCUUCCUGGUAUACUGGCCAACAGAAUUUGCAGAAUACACGUGGAGAUAAAGAUCUAGUACAUCUGUGCCAAACUAUUGCCAACCUUUACAACAAAGGGUUUGGUGUGACCUUGCUGAUGGUCCUAUUGCAUAAGAGCUACUUUGGUGCUAAAAUCUUUUGAUUAACAAUGUUACUGUUUAUAAACCAGCCAGCAAAGUUUCCUUGCUCCAUGAGGCAUCAAUCUGGAACUCAGAACAACGAAACAAAUGCACAAUCCUGCAGAUGCUGGAAGUGUGAAAUAAAACCGGUACCGGUUGGAUCCCAGCAAGUCAGGCUGCAUCCGUAGAGAGAAACAGAAUUAACUGUUUCGGUUGUUUCAGUUCGAAUUCCGGUAAAAGGUCAUCUUAUUGUAAUAUUAACUCAUUCACCCCAGACGUUGCCUGACUCCAAGUAUUUCCAGCUAUUUUCUGUUUAUGUACGAAUAAUUGUGAAUUAAUCCUAACACGUGAUCACCAUGAGAUAGAAGAAAAUGAAACCCCUAAGACAGAUCUACUGGAAAACAGAUUAUUAGGUCUUAAUGUAGGACAGGAAUUGUCCGGUUUUGAAAUGCAAGCAAUAUAUUGGAAUGCAAUACAUUAACUGUUGGAGUCUAUGUGAAUACCCACACCAACUGGGACGUGGAUGACAAUUGCUGCUGUCUGUAGUGUUUAUCUCGUUGGUAGGUUAUAAAUGAACUUUGCACCUCGUAAUUUAGCAAUCCCAGAUGGCAAAACUCAUUCCAAAGCCAGCACUGUGACGUUCUCACAUGUUUGGGUCAGUCGAACCAGUUCUUAGCCACUUGCUAAUCUGUCCAAUCCACUGAAUGUGCACCUCCAGCUGCCCAGGUUACCUUGCUGUCAGACUGACACACACACAAACACAUAGAAACUGGAGAGGCCUUACAGCCCCUCAAGCUCAUUCUGCUGAAUGUCCCCUCCUAUUGCUGAAGAUCGAAUUGGGUGGAAAAUGAUGAUUCAGUCAUGAAGAAGUCAGAUCAAGUGAGCAAUCAGCUGUUUUUAGCUUCAGGUCUGAAGUGUCCACUUUGCACAGAAUAAAGGCAAUGUCUUGAUUCUUUUAGAUUAACCAUUUAGUGAUGAAAUGAAUUCCUGAUGAUUAGGAGUUUUACAGGAUUAGAAACCUAUUGAGAGCCAUUUUUAUGGAUGUCACUGGCUUAUUCCGAAAGCUACACAGAAUAUUUACUCUGAAAACACUAGCCUGCUCGAUGUUUAGCAACAGUCAUGUUGCGCAGGAUGGCUGGUCAGUUUUAUUUUUCAGCAUUAGUUGGUAAAGCCAGCACACCUGAAGCGGAGAGUUGACCCUUGGACCUCUGUUUGGACCUUUGGCAGGGUUAUACAGCCACAAUGCCACUCAUCCUAG
Pristis pectinata (smalltooth sawfish) is the source of this 4320-nucleotide messenger RNA. Its product is annotated as phospholipid phosphatase-related protein type 3-like. Gene Ontology annotation, molecular function: phosphatidate phosphatase activity. NCBI's taxonomy places the organism in Eukaryota, Metazoa, Chordata, Chondrichthyes, Rhinopristiformes, Pristidae. The record is from RefSeq and is a predicted model, not a curated record. Gene Ontology annotation, biological process: phospholipid metabolic process; signal transduction; phospholipid dephosphorylation. The coding region runs from base 255 to 2372 and encodes 705 amino acids. The transcript has 9 exons.